This is a messenger RNA of Mucor mucedo, 1354 nucleotides long. RefSeq lists its product as uncharacterized. The record is from RefSeq and is a predicted model, not a curated record. Bases 45 to 1196 code for a protein of 383 amino acids. The transcript has a single exon. Lineage: Eukaryota; Fungi; Mucoromycota; Mucoromycetes; Mucorales; Mucoraceae.
CUUCUUUAAGCCCAUUCUUUUUUUUUAUUAUUUAAUAUUUUUAUAUGUCGUUUUCAGAUAGCCAUUCUUUUCAUGAUUGCCCUUUAAGAACUUCUUCUUUAUUGAUUGUCAGUAAAGAAAAGCAAACUAUAGUUACAGCCACCGAUGAAGUAUUUGACCUUCUUGGUUAUGACCCAAUAGAGCUCGUUGGUAGAUCUAUCAACCUGCUUGAUCCACGCCAAUACUAUGAUACCGAGAGAAAGGAACGUUUCACUCUUUGCCACGCAACCUCUGGCCAUUUACCAUUUGAAAUAUGCAUCCAUCAUGAUCCUCUUACAAACGCUACUGACCUGGAUUAUUGGCUUAUUCGACCUGUCAACACACUGCGUAGAAAGACCUCCUCUCCAUUCACCAUAUUACGUCUCAGCCCAUUUGGCACUAUCGAGCAUGCAUACCCAUCUACCCAAUUUCCACAACAGACACCACAGCUUAAAGGUCAUCCUAUCAUGUCCUUUGUGCACGAGUCAGAUGUUCGAUCCAUGUGUGAGAAACUAUGUCAUUUACGUCGUCGUCGAACUCAUCACACGUUCCGAGUCCGGUGGCUGCGACAAUUUCAUCCUAAAGAAGCUCACACCGAUCAAGACUUUGAAUGGGUCUCGUUGACCGUCAUGAACGCACCCAGAAGAUCAUCAUGCGAUGCUGCCAAUGAUCCUCAGUCUAGACCGAUUUGUAUCAUUCGUCCUGAUCAAGAGCAACAAGUAGAAACAAGCUGUUCCGGUUUCUCAACACCUUAUUUAUUAACUGGAUUAGUUUCGGGCACACUUCGAUUACUUUGGGAAGGUACCAGUGUUGGAUUUAGCUCGUUUUUUGAGUUGGUGGAAGGGAUGCAUACGGCUUUAGAUCAAGGCAAGAUUUACAUGAUUGAGUAUUUUGCACAUCUUUUGACACACGCAUUAAAUGUGGCGAACGAGCUCUUAUAUUUCUCAGAAAGCAAAAAGGAAGAAGAGAUGGUUUAUAUGAAGCAUCAAUAUAAAAUAGAAGAACAUGCAUCAUUAUUAGAAGAGAAAAAGAAGAAAUCUCAAUUUUAUGGAUUGUCUACAGUUAAAGUGGCAGUCGAAAACAAUAUUUGGUCUGUACCACUUUAUACGAAAGCAUCAAAUUAUUUGACAGAUAAAAGUUCAUUUAGAAACCGAACAAACAACAAACAAACAAACUAAAUUUAUGCCACCUAUGUUAUAUCCCCUUUUUAAAAUUUAUGCCAAUGUAUACACUACUUUCUUUUUUUAUAUAUAUAUGCUUCCUUUGUAUUCUUUUAUUAUUUCUGUACAGUUAACCCUUUUUUUUUUUUUUUCAUGUGAAUAAAACUAUUAUGCCA